Capsaspora owczarzaki ATCC 30864 is the source of this 1327-nucleotide messenger RNA. RefSeq names its product acetyl-CoA C-acetyltransferase. NCBI's taxonomy places the organism in Eukaryota, Filasterea, Ministeriida, Capsasporidae. The record is from RefSeq and is a predicted model, not a curated record. Gene Ontology annotation, molecular function: acetyl-CoA C-acetyltransferase activity. Bases 39 to 1232 code for a protein of 397 amino acids. Gene Ontology annotation, biological process: fatty acid beta-oxidation. The transcript is spliced from 3 exons.
CUUUGCUUCACUCUCUCUUUUUGAAGAAUCGACCCAUAAUGCUGCUCUCUGCCCGCCCCGUGUACAUUGUCGCUGCCAAGCGCACGCCGUUCGGCACGUUCGGCGGCAAGCUGAAGGAUCUGACUGCGACUGAUCUGCAGGUUGAAGCCGUGAAGGCUGCCCUCGCUGCCGGCAAGGUCGACCCGACCACGGUGGACAGCGUUGUGGUUGGCAACGUUGCCCAGACGAGCGCCGACGCGCCGUACCUCGCCCGCCACGCCGGCCUCCGCGCAGACAUCCCGAUCCGCACGCCAGCACUCACCGUCAACCGCCUGUGCGGCUCGGGCUUCCAGUCCAUCAUCAACGCGGCCCACGACAUUCUCAUUGGCGACGCUGCCAUUGCGGUUGCCGGCGGCACCGAGUCCAUGUCCCAGGCACCUUUCGCGGCCCGCGAUAUUCGCUGGGGCGUCAAGCUCAGCCACACCCCCAAGCUCGAGGACACGCUCUGGUCGGCGCUCACCGACUCGUACAUCAAGCUGCCGAUGGCCAUCACUGCCGAGAACCUCGCUGCCAAGUACCAGGUCACUCGCGCUGAUGCCGACGAGUUUGCGCUUGUGUCGCAACAGCGUUGGGCCAAAGCUCACGCUGAAGGCCGCUUCAACGCCGAGAUCGCCCCGAUCGGCAUCAAGGGCAAGAAGGGCAUUGAAAAGUUCGAGGUCGAUGAGCACCCGCGCCCGGCCACGACGAUCGAGACGCUCGCCAAGCUGAGCCCCGUGUUCAAGGCUGAUGGUGUCGUCACUGCUGGUAACGCCUCUGGCAUUUGCGACGGUGCUGCAGCGCUUGUUCUUGCCAGCGAGGAGGCUGUCAAGACCCACAACCUGAAGCCCCUUGCCCGCCUCGUCUCGUACGGCAUCUCGGGCGUCGACCCUUCCAUCAUGGGCAUUGGCCCGGCCCCCGCCAUCCGCCAGGCCCUGAGCCGCGCCAACCUCACUCUCGACAAGAUCAACCUUGUCGAGGUCAACGAGGCCUUCGCCGCCCAGUUUGUGGCCGUCGAGCGCGAGCUCAAGCUUGACCGCGACAUUUCCAACACCAACGGCGGUGCCAUCGCCCUCGGCCACCCUCUUGGCGCCUCUGGUGCUCGCAUCGUUACCCACCUCACCCACGAGCUGCAACGCACCAACGGCAAGUACGCCGUCGGCUCUGCCUGCAUUGGCGGUGGCCAGGGCAUUGCUGUUAUUCUCGAGCGUGUUUAACGAAAAAAUGUUUGUUUCAUUUUGUUUGUUUGUCCGUCCUCUGAGCAAUCAAUAAACGACAGCAAAAUCAAUAGAACGUUAUUGAUCAUCACUCC